CAGAGCCUCCACUUGCGCAUUGGCUUUCAGGACGGUUAGCCAGCGUCCCCCGUGCGCUAUCUACCUUUCAGUCAAGCCUCCUGGAUCCUCUCUCCUCCUCCAUUAGCAUCGCGCCCCACCCCGCUCCCAUCACGUGCUCAACCGCCUCCUCCUCUGCUUCUCUCCCUGAGUUUCCCAGACGAGCUAGCUAGCUACCUGGCUACAUUUACUUCCCUCGAAUAAAAAAAAUCCCUUGGUGGGUGACAAUUUUCGUCACAAAAAAAAAGUGGUCCGCAAGUGAUCCUAUAAAAGCCCACGAGGAGACCGGCAAUCAGCCUCCUCACCCACCACGACCAAGAGCUACAUUGAUUGGUCGAUCGAGAAGGAGAGAGCAGAGAAAAGAAAAGAAAGUUCAUUAUAUAUAAUAUUAAGCCGCGGCUGCUCAGGUUACGCCGGGAAAGGAACUGAUCAAGAAAAGGCUAUCUGUGAAUUUGGAAUCAAUAUCGAUCAGAUAACAAUGGUGACUUCAGUUGUGGUUGCUGCUGCUGCUGCAGGUCCCAGGGUGGAAAGCCUGGCGAGCAGCGGGAUUCAGGCCAUUCCCAAAGAGUACGUGCGCCCCCAAGAGGAGCUCACCAGCAUCGGCGACGUCUUCGAGGAGGAGAAGAAGGAGGAGGGCCCCCAGCUCCCCGUCAUCGACCUCCGCGACAUCAGCUCCCCCGACGAGGCCGUGCGCGACCGCUGCCGGGCCGAGCUCAAGAGGGCAGCCGAGGAGUGGGGGGUCAUGCACCUCGUCAACCACGGCAUCCCCGACCCCCUCAUCGACCGCGUCAAGGCCGCCGGCCAAACCUUCUUCGACCUCCCUGUCGAAGAGAAGGAGAAGUACGCCAACGACCAGGCCUCCGGCAAGAUCGCCGGCUACGGCAGCAAGCUUGCUAACAAUGCCAGCGGGCAGCUGGAGUGGGAGGAUUACUUCUUCCACCUCGCCUUCCCUGAGGAGAAGCGCGACAUCUCCAUGUGGCCCACAACCCCAGCUGACUAUAUUCCGGCGACGAGCGAGUACGCGAGGCAGCUGCGAGGGCUGGCGACCAAGAUCCUGUCAGUGCUCUCCCUGGGGCUGGGCCUGGAAGAAGGCAGGCUGGAGAAGGAAGUGGGCGGCAUGGAAGAGCUCCUCCUCCAAAUGAAGAUAAACUACUACCCAAAGUGCCCGCAGCCGGAGCUGGCGCUGGGCGUGGAGGCCCACACCGACGUCAGCGCCCUCACCUUCAUCCUCCACAACAUGGUCCCCGGGCUGCAGCUCUUCUACCAGGGCAAGUGGGUCACCGCCAAGUGCGUCCCCAACUCCAUCAUCAUGCACAUCGGCGACACCAUCGAGAUCCUCAGCAACGGCAAGUACAAAAGCAUUCUCCACCGCGGCCUCGUCAACAAGGAGAAGGUUCGCAUCUCCUGGGCCGUCUUCUGCGAGCCCCCCAAGGAGAAGAUCAUCCUCAAGCCGCUGCCGGAGGUGGUCUCCGAGGCCGCGCCACCCCUCUUCCCGCCCCGCACCUUCGCCCAGCAUAUUCAGCACAAGCUCUUCCGGAAGUCCCAGGAGGCCCAGGCUGCGGCUGCUGCCGCCGCUGCCAAAUGAUGAUCAUCAAAGCAAUCGACCAUAAUAUCGGUUCCAGCUCUGUCAUUUGCUGUACUUUUUGCUUCUUUCUUGUCAAAUGUUAAUUAAUUUUCGGUUGGAAUAAGGCAUAUAGUAAGCACCCGCUGCGGGUCUUGUUAUAGUCUGGUUCACGGGUUUAUGUUCCUCUUUUAUUUUUUUUAGCCCUUCUCAUUUCAACUUGGUGGGUGAUAUAUAUGUACUCAUAUGCAUAUAUAUAUAUGGCCCACGAUGAGUGUGUAUGAAUGUUUAAUUAUUUUCUCUUGAUUAAUGGCUACCUCAAUUUUACCAAA
This is a messenger RNA of Malania oleifera, 1911 nucleotides long. RefSeq names its product anthocyanin synthase-like. The record is from RefSeq and is a predicted model, not a curated record. The transcript has 2 exons. NCBI's taxonomy places the organism in Eukaryota, Viridiplantae, Streptophyta, Magnoliopsida, Santalales, Ximeniaceae. The coding region runs from base 497 to 1603 and encodes 368 amino acids.